AUGUUGGUGCUAAUAACAUUCUUCAUUGCUUUAAUAACUUCGAUUCUUUUUUACGUUCAUCGAAAAUGGGAAGAAGAUGAUGCGAAAAUGGGAAUUUCUGGGCCGCCAUGUUUGCCGGUGCUUGGAAAUAUUUUGGAAAUGAAGAAAUAUUUCAAAGAUGACACUGCAAACGAUAGAUAUUUGGAGUUCUUUGAGAAGUAUGGUGAUACUUUUAGACUGAGAUUGGGACCGAAAUUGAUUAUUUUUACACGAGAUAUUAAAGUUGUUGAGAACAUCGUAAACAAUCCAAAAUUCAAGAAAAGCAGCGAUUACAAGCUGUACGAACCUUGGCUUGGAGACGGUCUCUUAUUAUCUCACGGCGAAAAAUGGCACAAAUUACGAAAAUUAUUAACUCCAGCAUUCCAUUUUGAAAUUCUCGAGCGAUUUAUUCCCAUUUACGAAGAUCACGGUAAAAUUUUCGUCGAUAAGAUACGAAAAUUAGGUGAAGAUAAGGCAGUUAGUAUCGUUCCAUGGUUUCAUGCUUACACGUUGGAUGUCAUUUCCGAAUCAUCGAUGGGCUACAAAUUAAAUGCACAGAAUGACCCUCAAUCGAAAUUUGUGCUCGCCAAUAAGGGGCUCCUCGACGUAACAAUUCAAAGAUUUUACUUUCCUCAGUACCGGAUUGACUGGAUUUGGCGCUUAACGUCAAUGUACAGGAAGGAAAAAGCUUUGAUUGAAUAUUUUCAUAAUUUUGUCGAUGAAAUUAUCACAAAACGAAGAGAUUUCUUGUUGUCAGAAGGAGCUUCGAAGCAGAAACGACCCGCAUUGUUGGAUAUUUUGUUGCAAGGACAAGUCGAUGGUCAACCGCUCUCGAAUGAAGUCAUUCGUGCUGAAGUUAAUAACUUCAUGUUGGCAGGACACGAAACCACAGGCACUACUUUAGGGUUUUUGGCUUACAUUUUAGCCAAAAAUCAAGAUGUUCAACAAAAAGUUUACGAAGAAAUUUGCGAAAAAGGACUUAAUAACACUGAAAAAUCCUUAAAAAUUAUUGAUUUGAAUUCAUUGGAAUACUUUAACACGGUCAUCAAGGAAACACUUCGACUUUAUCCGAUUUUGUCAGGAGCACUCAAGGAAAGUUCUGAAGAUUUGCGGGUUGGAAAGAUAUUUGUUCCUGCAAAUACAGCUGUUUGUACGGCAAUUCGUUCGAUUCAUCUGAACGAAAAACAUUUCGAUAAUCCGAGGGAAUUUGAUCCAAGUCGAUGGGAACAAGAAACUUCUAAAGAGGAGAGGAGUCCUUAUACGUAUCAACCAUUUUCUGCUGGGUUACGGAAUUGUAUCGGACAAAAAUUCGCACUUUUGGAGCUGAAAUGUUUGAUGGUUGAAAUUUUGAGAGAAUUCUCGAUGGAACUUGAAGAUCCAGAUUUUGAAAUAGAUGCGAGAUGGGGAUCACUUGGGUAUUCUAAAGAAGAUAUUAUGGUGAAAUUUAAAGCGAGGCACUGAAAAAAAGUUCGUAAUCACUUUUUUGGUGGAAUGUUAACAUGAAAAACUAAAUAAAUAUAUUUAAGAUAAGGGAAGAUUUGGAGAAGAUAAAACAAUUCUGUGACUAAAACAGUUGAGACUCUACUUCGAUUUUUUUUUUUGUAAAAUAAAAAGGUUUUUAGUCUAAAGUUUUUGUUCGGGCUUUAAGUUUUUAAAAAUUAUUUUGUCUUUCAAUUUUAAACUUUUAAGUUUUUCUUG
Molecule: messenger RNA, 1716 nt
Organism: Culicoides brevitarsis
Lineage: Eukaryota; Metazoa; Arthropoda; Insecta; Diptera; Ceratopogonidae
Product: cytochrome P450 4d1-like
Exons: 4
Coding region: 1-1479 (492 amino acids)
Molecular function (GO): iron ion binding; monooxygenase activity; heme binding
Source: RefSeq, a predicted model, not a curated record